AUGUUGUCUCUCAUCUCCAGAGCAAACAUUCGUCAUAAUCUCAACCAUGGAGCCAGGGCAGAUAUUGCUAAACACAUUGACGGUGUGGCUAAAGUGCUGGAGGAUGAAGUGAUGGCGUAUGAAGACGUUUAUAAACAUCUGGAAGAUACAGUCAGUGACAACGAGUACAGCCGGUCAGUCACACAGGUCACCCAGGCUACCAGAAACAUGAUCGUUGAGGUUACAGGAUCCUGGUCUAAUCUCAUCGUUCUCUUCCUCUUAGUCCUUCUGGCAGCAUGGUUUCUCAUGUCAGACAGUAAAAGAUGCAAUGAAGACAGGGAAGCCCUCGAAGCUGAGAUGCAAAAGAGAAUUGAAGAAGUGCAACGCUUUAAAGAUCUGUUUCCUGAAUGGCAAAAAAGGAUGAGAGAACACGAAAGAGGACUGUGCAAUAUUGCGCACGAUAUUGACACAGUUCACCAAAAUGCCACAGUAGCCAACAUUACAGGGACCUCAAUCGGCCUUGUCGGAGGAAUUCUAUCCAUUGGUGGAUUAAUCUCUGCUCCUUUUACAAUGGGUUUAUCAUUGGGGCUCAUGGGUGUGGGAGCUGGCAUAGGUGUAGUUGGUGGUGUCACUAACGUUGCAGCUAGUGGUGUGGAUGCUUUUAAACAAGGGAAAUUAUCAACAGCUAUUGAUGAAAUCAUGGAACAAUAUAAAGGACAGUACAAAAAUGGCAAAUUGCCACAAUCAGUGUAUCAACGCAAUUCAAUUCUUACAUCUCUGCAUUGAUGUUUCACAAUGUAGAGCUGAAACCUCAACAAUAAGAAAGGACAUUCUUUCUAAAAUGUGCAAUUCAAAAAGAGAUUCAGCAAACAAAAUGGUAGGAGAUGUAGUGAGGGAAGCAGUAGAUAAAGCACCAAGGAUGGUAGCAACAAUAACAGCGAGAAUGUCAAGAAAAGCAGCAAAACAAGCAGUGAACAAAGCAGUAGAAGAAGCAGCAGGAAAAGCAGCAGGUAAAGUAACAGGUAAAUCAGUAGGUAAAGCAGCGGGUAAAGCAGCGGGUAAAGCAGCAAGUAAAUCAGUAGGUAAAGUAACAGGUAAAGCAGUGUUCAAAAACAUGAGCAAAUCAGGGUUAUGCAAAUUGGGGGCUGCUACAGCUUUGUCAGGACUCAUUAUUGCAUGGGAUAUCUAUUCUAUAGUAAAGGAUUUCAUGAAACUUGCAGAGGGAUCAGGGACAGAACUUUCUAAUCAGAUACGAAAAUUGGCCCAACAGAUAGAGGAUGAAGUAAAGAUUUAUGAAAUUAUUCAUAAGUCUCUAUAAGGUAUUACAGUGAAUGAUGCAGCAUGGAAACAGGUCACAUAGCCCAACUAGUCCUGAGGAUGAGAUUAUGUGUGUCAAAGGGUCUUCUUCAUCUUAAGCUCGCGAGUAAGUGAGCGAGUGAGUGAG
Messenger RNA from Callorhinchus milii (elephant shark), 1423 nucleotides. RefSeq lists its product as uncharacterized. The transcript has 6 exons. The coding region runs from base 1 to 765 and encodes 254 amino acids. Lineage: Eukaryota; Metazoa; Chordata; Chondrichthyes; Chimaeriformes; Callorhinchidae. Gene Ontology annotation, molecular function: lipid binding. The record is from RefSeq and is a predicted model, not a curated record. Gene Ontology annotation, cellular component: membrane; extracellular region. Gene Ontology annotation, biological process: lipid transport; lipoprotein metabolic process.